AUGCCGUACCUAGAGCUAGCCGGAUUUGGGUCAGUAGCAUUGAUCCGGUCCUCCGACUUGCGGUUUGAUUUAUUAUCUGCGCUAGUGGAGCGGUGGCGUCCGGAGACCCAUACUUUCCAUUUUCUGUGCGGGGAGUGCACGGUGACCUUGGAGGAUGUUGCAGUGCAACUUGGGCUCCCAAUUGACGGGAGUCCCGUAACGGGAGUAUCUUCAUUCACCGAUCCGGCUGCAGUUUGCUAUCAACUCCUAGGAAAGUCACCAGAGGAUGGUGAUAAAUAUUUUUCCGGCAUAAAAUUUACAUGGCUAAAAGCCAAAAUAUGUGGAUUAUCAGCGACCGCCAGUGAAGGUGAGCUGAUGUGUGCUGCUCGAGCGUACAUCAUGCAUAUGAUAGGGGCAGUACUCAUGCCUGAUGCAAACGGCGACAGUGUGCAUUUGUCAUACUUGCCCUUGCUAGCUGAUUUCUCCACUGCUAGAUCGUACAGCUGGGGUUCUGCCGUCAUACUGCUGCAGUCAUGGGCGCUUUAUCGGAUGCCAUUUUUGGCACGCGAUACUCACCAACCCUAUUUGUAUCCACUGCCACUCAGGAUUGAACAGCAUGCCCGGGAAGGGUUUAUAUGGAUGCCGUAUCGGAGGCCGAAAAUUUUGAAUGUUGUACCCUCGUCUGCACUCGUUGAUUCCCACAUAUGGUGUACUAACACACCAAUAAUAAAUUUCAACAUCGUCGAGUGGUAUCACGGUAAUCGGGUGCUUCGGCAGUUUGGGUGCAUCCAACCUAUCCCGGAUCCGCCGUGCCAGUUGGGGGAUGAUCACGGCUUGACAAAGAGAGGAAGAGUUCAAUUGGACUGGGGAAUAUAUCACCGGAAAUACGUUGCACUGUGGAACGAUCAAUUGCGCCGAAUUCCUCUGAUGGUUAUGGCUACCGACCUGCACAAUGGUACCAUAGCUGCGGGAAGUCGUAUUUACUUGGAGCGCAAUCGACUGUAA
Molecule: messenger RNA, 984 nt
Organism: Gossypium raimondii (Peruvian cotton)
Lineage: Eukaryota; Viridiplantae; Streptophyta; Magnoliopsida; Malvales; Malvaceae
Product: serine/threonine-protein phosphatase 7 long form homolog
Exons: 3
Coding region: 1-984 (327 amino acids)
Biological process (GO): meristem maintenance; meristem development
Source: RefSeq, a predicted model, not a curated record